AAGAGAAAGACGCGCAAGAGGACGACAUGCUGGUUACUAAGGGCUUGUAGGCUCAUAUUUAACCACGGAAGCACACAGGUCUCGAAAUCAUGUUUUAAGGCGUCUUGAUCAUCCAAACGUCAUCAGAGUCGACCGGGAUAGACGCGGAGUGCUUUCAAAGACUCGGGAUAGAUGUUCCGACAUCAGGAGACAGUGAGCGAGGUCGCUUCCCAGAAGCUGAGAAGGCUGCGUGUGCGUAUCGGAUGAGUUCGUUUAUCAAGCAAUGCGGUGCUGAAGCGGAGCGGAAACAACAUUGCUUUCACGGUGGCGGUUCGAGGGGAAGCCUCAUUUGUCACGUUAGCGUUCUGUCACCUCACAUGUCGUGUGACCCACCCCCUCUCACUUGACGGUGACAACUUGACGACGCGUCGAAUGGCUCUCAAGUCGCUACAAUUCACUCUCCCUACAUCACCGCGCAUCCAAUGGACAGCGUCUCAAGAUAAAUCAAUCUCCCGCGAAUACCCACUCAACGCCGCCGAAGAGUCGUGCGAUGAUUACGUCGCGCGGACGUAUUUCCAGUUCCUCUGGCUACCAGAGUCAGUCAUGCCGCUGGACCUACUUAUCCCAUCACUGCUACGCGUGCAGCCCGAGUCCGACGACCCGAGCACCCCGUAUCACCCCCUGCACGCCAAGAUCGAGCGGUUACUGCUCGCCCCGCGCGCAGUGACAAGCAAAUAUCAAGUAGACCUGUCGCACAUCCUGGCGAACGGCGGUGGGGAGGGUGAGGAGGAGGAGACCAUGAUGUGGUACGCGAUUUCGCACGAGAAGUACGAGGAGGAAGAGGUCGAUGGGCAGGAACCGUGGCUCAACGACGCAUGGCGAACGAAGUGGACGGAGCGAAUGCAGCAGCGAGAAGUUCUCAUCCAAAUCCUACUUCAUUUCCUCAAGAUGUCUCUGCCCGGGCCACCGCCGCCUCCACCACCAGCAUUUCAGCCGCCUCCGGACCGGAAACUUAGGAAGCCGGGGGAGCGGGCGCCGCCACCGCCGCCGACUCUGGAGGACAAACUCGAGUCGUUCAUGGACAAACUUUCCAUGUGGCAGCUGGUCAACACCCUCGAUACCGGGCUACUGCACAAGACGGAAGACCGCGACUGGAUGCAGGUCUUCUGCGAAGACGUCGUCGAGAAACGGUUUUCAUCCCUGCUGCCCGAGCAGACCGCGCUGCUGCGAUCCAAGAUCUUCCCCCACUCACCCUUCUCGGACCACUCAGACACCGAAGACGACGAGCGCUCAGCAUCUCCGGAACCAUCAAAGGCGCCAAAACGCGCCCGCUCGUCCGCGAUCCCAGAACCGGUGUCGUCGUCGUCGGGAUCCACACUGGAGGCGCCUGCCCGGGCUCGAUCACGCUCACACUCGAUCAUCCUGGCGGAGGAACGCGAGCGGGAGCAGCAGCAACAGCGCGAAGGCAGCGUCGGGGCCCGCAAGCGCGUACUGACGCGCGAGGUGAGCAUGAAACGCGCAUUCAAGCCGCGGGAACGGGACACUGCGGAGGCGCAGCGGCGGGGAAAGGACAAAGAAAAGGCUGCAGAGGAGAAGAAGAGGGCUGACGAGUCGGCGCGCUUGGCUGCGGCGAGGGAACAGGAGCGCAGAGAGGGUGUCACUCUGGUAGCGGCGACGCCUGUGAAGGCCAGAACACGUAAAUGAUUGAAUGAGCUGGGCAUUCAUUCAAUACCCGUGUCAUUUGGCUGAACUUAC
Mycena citricolor is the source of this 1734-nucleotide messenger RNA. NCBI's taxonomy places the organism in Eukaryota, Fungi, Basidiomycota, Agaricomycetes, Agaricales, Mycenaceae. The record is from the annotation of a GenBank genome assembly.